AUGGCGGCGCGCGCCGGCGACACCGGCCUGAGCAAGGUCAGGCGCUACUGGCCCGGGAGGGCGCCGGACUGGGCGUGGGCGGGCGCCGCUGUCGCUCACGACGAGGACGACGCACGUCUCGUCUCGACGCUUGACGAGAUCAAGCACGUGGAGGAGGAGGCGCUGAGAGCGAGGAUAAGGGAGAGGGCGCUGCUCCUGAGGCAGCAUGAGGAGGAGCAGCUUCUUCUUCAUCAUCAUCACCAGCGGCAUCAGGAGGAUGAGGCGGCGUCUGAGUCCGACGAGACGGCGGCGGAAUCGGACUCGGACGACGAGCAGAUGGCCGUCGUCUACAUGGCCGCGCCCCUGUUCGUCCCCAAGUCACAGCGCGACACCAUCCGGCUCAGGGAGGAAGAACAGCAUCGGCAGCGCCGGCGGCUUGAGCUGGAGCUGGACAAGAAGAGGCUCGAGGACAGGAAGAUGACGAUCAAGAAGCAGAUGAGGUUCAUGCGGAGGUACUACCACAAGGGUUGCUUCUUCCAAGACGACGCCGACGGCGCGGCGCAGACGGCCGCCGGAGCAUGCGAAAUCUACCGGCGAGAUUUCUCCGGGCCGACUGGGUUGGACAAGAUGGACGUGAGCGUCUUGCCCAAGGUGAUGCAGGUUAAGCACUUUGGGCGGCGUGGGGGAAGAAAGUGGACGCAUCUAGUUAACGAGGACACCACGUACAGGAACUAUAGCUAG
Messenger RNA from Oryza sativa Japonica Group (Japanese rice), 720 nucleotides. The record is from RefSeq and is a predicted model, not a curated record. NCBI's taxonomy places the organism in Eukaryota, Viridiplantae, Streptophyta, Magnoliopsida, Poales, Poaceae.